AUAUGAUUUGUAAAACUUUGAUGGCUGUUUGAAACAUGGCGGCCCCUUGGUCGCGUUUAUCUAGGAUUGUUUUUAAGAAAAAUCAAUUACAGUACAAACAAGUUUUAAUUUUUCCGUUUGCAGAUCGGUUUUCUCGAUAUAAGUAUUUUUCUACGAAUCGUCAAAACGGUCCCACUUGCAAUGAUAUUGUUAAACAUGUGUUAACCUACACUGCCCUUUUUUCUGGGCUCAGUUAUAUUUUAUACAAAUGGAAGAACGAUUUUAUGCCAACGGUGAAUGCAAAAUCAAUUAAUCUGGUAGAUAUUAAUCACAACAGAGACAAAUAUAAUUUUAUAGCUGAUGUGGUAGAGAUCUCAGCUCCUUCCGUUGUUUACAUUGAAAUCAAGGACAAUAAAAGGUUUGAUUAUUUUACAGGUAAACCAAUUAGUGUUAGCAAUGGAUCUGGUUUCAUUGUUCAAUCCAAUGGUCUUAUCUUAACAAAUGCCCAUGUGGUUGUUAAUAAACCAAACACAGUUGUUAAGGUACGCCUUCACGAUGGGAACAUCUAUACUGGCAUUGUGGAAGACGUUGAUAUGCACAGUGAUCUUGCCACUGUGAGAAUUAGCAAGACUAAUCUACCAGUAAUGAAACUUGGUAACUCAUCUACUAUCCGACCAGGCGAAUUUGUGGUUGCUAUUGGAUCUCCACUUGCUUUAAGCAAUACGAUAACUAGUGGAGUUAUAAGCAGUGUAAACAGACCAAGCGAAGAGCUUGGUCUUUACAAUAAACAGAUGCGUUACAUUCAAACAGAUGCUGCAAUUACUUUUGGCAAUUCCGGUGGACCGCUGGUCAAUUUGAAUGGCGAAGCGAUUGGUAUAAAUGCAAUGAGAGUAACAGCUGGAAUUUCCUUUGCGAUUCCUAUUGAUUAUGCCAGAGAUUUCUUAAAGGAGGUAGAAAUGCGUAGAAAGAACAGAGGCGCUCAAAAUAUUGUGGACACACCCAAGAACCGGUACCUGGGAGUUACUAUGCUCUCCUUAACGCCUAAUUUACUCUUCGAUCUGCAACAGAGACUCGAAGGAAUUCCCCAUAGCAUUAAACACGGUGUUCUAAUUUGCAAGGUGUUCGUUGGAUCGCCAGCUCAUGUAGGAGGUCUACAACCCGGCGACAUCAUAACACACGUGAACGAUGAGGCCGUGAUAAGUACCGUGAACAUUUAUAAAUCUAUAGAAGCUUCAAAAAUUCUAAAACUGACUAUUGUCCGACAAAUGCAGGUCUUACAUUUAAUGAUUGAACCCGAGGAUACAUGAGAUGAUAAUGUAUCGUUAAUACAGAACGUUGAACUUUGAAA
Megalopta genalis is the source of this 1327-nucleotide messenger RNA. It is a transcript of the gene HtrA2, whose product is annotated as HTRA2-related serine protease. Gene Ontology annotation, molecular function: protein binding; serine-type endopeptidase activity. Gene Ontology annotation, biological process: programmed cell death; proteolysis; positive regulation of apoptotic process. The record is from RefSeq and is a predicted model, not a curated record. Lineage: Eukaryota; Metazoa; Arthropoda; Insecta; Hymenoptera; Halictidae.